AUGUCUUGUCCCAACAACAAUUCAGCCCAGUAUGACUCUCUCCCAGAUGACGGUCUAUUGGAUGCUCAUACUAAUGUUGAAAGACCCACUCAAAACCAUCAGAACGAUACGUCUGGGCAGCUCAAUGCCCUUAACUUGGCUCAAGUGCCGGGCGGCGGGAACCGCCCUGGUUUCGAGAGAUUUCAUGACUGCCAUGCCGCAGACGAGUCAUACUAUGCGUUGGCACGAAUGCAGGAUCGUCCUGCGCAUGAAGUGAGGUUGAAGGAACAAAUUCGUCGGGUGGACGGGUUGAUGCGAUAA
Molecule: messenger RNA, 300 nt
Organism: Rasamsonia emersonii CBS 393.64
Lineage: Eukaryota; Fungi; Ascomycota; Eurotiomycetes; Eurotiales; Trichocomaceae
Exons: 1
Coding region: 1-300 (99 amino acids)
Source: RefSeq, a predicted model, not a curated record